AUGCAAACCAAGAGGCUUCCAACUCUCACCUCUCCAGCGAACCUGUCGUCGAGAUGUCCAACUGGAUCAACUCCGCCAACAUCUAUUCGCGACCCGCCGUUUUAUAGUCUCAAUUCAGCCCCGGAUCUGGUAUCCAUACGUCCCGAGCUCGCAACAGCCCAAGAUCCCUAUGUCGUAGUUCUACAGAUGAAUUACCAAGCUGGUAAGCGCGACCACGCUCUUGCGGCCUGGAAAAAUGUCGUGUCGUCAGCGAAGAAUGAGACGGGUGUUUUGCUGUGUGGCGCCUAUACGGAUCUUGCCGAGCGGACGAGAUUGUUCACUAUCGAUGCGUGGGAAAGUGAAGAGUAUUGGCUUCAGACCCAUACGCUGAGCGAGGGUUACGUGGAGAGCGAGAGACUUGUGAAUGCUGUGGGAAAUAUAACAGAGCUUUCGUUUUUGAAGAUGGCAGGCGGGUUCUUGUAUAAGGCGGAAUGA
This is a messenger RNA of Cadophora gregata, 474 nucleotides long. RefSeq lists its product as uncharacterized. The transcript has a single exon. NCBI's taxonomy places the organism in Eukaryota, Fungi, Ascomycota, Leotiomycetes, Helotiales, Ploettnerulaceae. Bases 1 to 474 code for a protein of 157 amino acids. The record is from RefSeq and is a predicted model, not a curated record.